UCAAAGCAAGGACAAGACUGCGACGACAAUGUUUCUCCAUUUUGGAAUAUUACUUCUUCUGUCCCAAGGACUGGUUGGCGAAGUGGACGUUUCGGAAGCUAUCGAUGGAGACAGCCGUAUAAUAGGUGGCCAAGAUGCCACUCCAGGCAUGGCUAAAUACCAAGUCUCAAUACGUAUUCAUAAAAGAAAACGAGAAGGGCACGGUUGUGGAGGGUCUAUUAUAAACGAACAGUACGUGUUAACAGCCGCACAUUGCGUUUUUCGCAAAAAAUUGAAAGAUAUGUCAAUAGUCGUUGGCAGUAACAAGCUCAGUAAAGGUGGCGACCGUUACAUGAUUAAGAAAUUGGUCCCUCAUGAGAACUAUUCUCCACGGACUAUAAAGAAUGACAUAGCCAUCAUACAGAUCGAAGGAAAAUUCAAAUUCAGCGAUAAGGUUCAACCAAUUGAGUUGUUAAAAGAAAUGGCACCCGUUGGAAAGAAAUGUCUCUUGACUGGCUGGGGAUACACGGAUUAUAAUAAAAUAACUGUACCAAACAAUCUGCAAAUGUUGGAGUUUGAAACAUUAAGCAAUGACGACUGCAAUAAACAAUUAAAUCGCUCGCAUUUUACGAACUUGCUGCCCCUAGACGCCGGGCAACUCUGCGUUAAGCGCCCGAAGGGCACAGGUGCAUGCCAUGGUGAUUCUGGUGGUCCUCUCGUCAUUCAGGACGAUAAGAACAAAACUGUUCAAAUGGGAGUCGUGUCUUGGGGAGUUCCGUGCGGCAAAAACUUUCCUGAUGUAUUUUCUUCAGUCCAUGGUUUCUUCGAUUGGAUAUGGAGCAAAAUUAAUUGAAUUAUUUAAUAAUUCAAGAUGGUUAC
Pieris rapae (cabbage white) is the source of this 858-nucleotide messenger RNA. Its product is annotated as chymotrypsin-2-like. The record is from RefSeq and is a predicted model, not a curated record. Bases 29 to 832 code for a protein of 267 amino acids. The transcript has 5 exons. NCBI's taxonomy places the organism in Eukaryota, Metazoa, Arthropoda, Insecta, Lepidoptera, Pieridae. Gene Ontology annotation, molecular function: serine-type endopeptidase activity. Gene Ontology annotation, biological process: proteolysis.